Capsicum annuum is the source of this 942-nucleotide messenger RNA. RefSeq names its product zinc finger A20 and AN1 domain-containing stress-associated protein 8. Gene Ontology annotation, molecular function: DNA binding; zinc ion binding. The transcript has 2 exons. The coding region runs from base 215 to 733 and encodes 172 amino acids. The record is from RefSeq and is a predicted model, not a curated record. Lineage: Eukaryota; Viridiplantae; Streptophyta; Magnoliopsida; Solanales; Solanaceae.
AUAUGCACAAAGAGUGGAAUCCCAAAUUAGAAAGAAAUAAAAUAAUUCAAAAAAAGAAAAAAGGUUAAUAAUUCUAAAUAUAAAUAAAGCAAACAAAUAAUUAUUUUCCUUAAUUUUUCUCUUUCUUUCUCUCUUUUUCAGGUCUCUCUCUCUCUAAUCUCUCUCAAUUUUCUUCCCCUCUCAAUAUCUCAAUUCAGGUUCGCUGCUGCAUAGAAUGGAGUCUUCCAAAGAGACAGGCUGCCAAGCUCCAGAAGGUCCCAUCCUUUGCAUCAACAACUGUGGGUUCUUUGGUAGUGCCGCCACCAUGAACAUGUGUUCCAAGUGUCACAAAGACAUGAUACUGAAGCAGGAACAAGCUAAAUUUGCAGCAACAUCAAUCGAGAACAUUGUAAAUGGAAACUCAAGCAGCAAUGGCAAAGAGCCUAUUGUCACUGGUGCGAUCAACGUGCAACCGGGAUCAGCAGAAUUGAAGGUUAUCUCUACAGAAGCAUCUUCAGCUUUAUCCUCAGGUCAAAGUUCAGAGGUGAAGCCAAAAGAGGGCCCAUCUAGGUGCACUUCUUGCCGCAAGCGUGUUGGUUUAACAGGGUUCAACUGCAAGUGUGGAAACCUUUACUGUGCAGCUCAUCGCUAUUCUGACAAGCACGACUGCCCAUUUGAUUAUAAGAAUGCUGGUCGGGAUGCUAUUGCUAAAGCAAAUCCUGUUGUUGUAGCGGAAAAGCUAAACAAGAUCUAGGAAGCAUCGUCUAUUGAAUGUUAUGUGAACUGAAAGUAUGACGUUCUUGCUUUAAAAUCUGUUGGUCUUCGUAUAAGGUGUCCCUUAGUUUUCGAUGGUAUAAGUGAUGAAACUGGGGCACAUCCAUUCUAUCUCCAGUUUGUAAGUUGUUAUUUAUGCUGGUUUGGUGGAUAUCAUCAUUGGACUCGUAGUCCUUGUUCUUUCUCAAA